Penicillium odoratum is the source of this 837-nucleotide messenger RNA. RefSeq lists its product as uncharacterized. Lineage: Eukaryota; Fungi; Ascomycota; Eurotiomycetes; Eurotiales; Aspergillaceae. The transcript is spliced from 2 exons. The coding region runs from base 1 to 837 and encodes 278 amino acids. The record is from RefSeq and is a predicted model, not a curated record.
AUGAUCCUUUCUCCUCGAUUCCAUCUGUUGGAAAUCGGCGAUCAGUCCUGGUGUCCUGAGUGGAUGAGAGUGUAUAUCCAAUCGUAUCUGACCCGAGUCUGGAAUCUACAUCUCCCACCAUUCAGCAAAACCUCUCCGGCUGGCGUGGCAGCCAAUCUCAUUCUAGAGCAUUUACCAGAUGCAUCUUUCUUUACAUUUGUCGAUCUCUGCGCAGGAGCAGGCGGACCGACAGGCACCCUUGAAAAGAUAUUGAAUAGCAAACUCCUAGCGGAAGGCAAACAAACUGCUCAAUUUGUUCUCACGGAUCUCCAUCCCUGCCUGGAAGAAUGGAGUGCUAUCAGUAAACGACAGGAGAAAUUCUCUUAUAUUUCAGAGCCACAAGAUGCGACUCAAUGUGAACGCAUUGCUGGAGAUGGGAAGGAAUGCAGAAUUUUCAACUUGUGUUUUCAUCAUUUUGAUGAUCCUGCUGCAUCGACUACACUGCGGAAAGCCGCGGAAUCGGCUGAUUCCUUCAUCAUUUUCGAAUUUGCUCAACGGAAUUUCACCUCGUUAUUGAAUAUUCCAGUCAUGUUGCUGUUUCCGUUGUGGUAUACUAUCGCCCGGUAUAGGAACAGUCCUCUGCAUUUGUUUUUCACUUAUGUGAUUCCCUUGUUGCCGUUACUUCUUGCUUUCGACGGCUUGGUUUCGACUAUGCGUUGUCGGACCGGGGAGGAGAUUGAAGGUCUUCUUCGUCAGGAAGACCUUGAUCUGACUGGUUGGACUUUGAAAAGUGGGAACCGCAUACUGUAUAAGCCUUUCGUGCAUGUGUACUACUUUAUCGGUGUAAAAAAUGAAUGA